GUCUAAAUUAUCCUUAUUAAAUUAGCGAGAUAUUAGUUGUAAGAAAAAAAAAUAUCCUUCCAUACUACUACUGCUGUAACACACAAUUAAAUUAUUUUAUCACAACAAUCAAUCAUAGUUGUGUUUCCAACUCAAAGCGAGUCAAAAGCUUUGCUGGUUCUUUCCUUUAUUCUACGCACCCUUUCUGCUUAUCCUACGCUUCAUUCACCCUUUUCGUAGUAUCAAAUCCUUUUAUACUCUCACUAUCCACCUCUUCAUCACAAUCAACACAACAAUUUCGCUCUCUCGUUUCAUUUUCGAAUCAUGAGUUGUUUCGGCUGUUGCGAAGAGGAUGAGUUUCACAAGGCUGCUGAAAGUGGUGGGCCAUAUGUUGUAAAAAACCCAGCAGGGAAUGAUGGAAAUUAUCAUGCUUCUGAUACUGCAAAGCAGGGAGCUCAGACUGUUAAAGUGCAGCCCAUUGAAGUUCCUGAGAUACAGGCAGAUGAACUGAAAGAAGUUACGGAUAACUUUGGACAAGAUUCUCUUAUUGGAGAGGGAUCCUAUGGAAGAGUAUAUUACGGAGUUCUUAAAAGUGGACAGGCUGCGGCAAUCAAGAAGUUAGAUGCCAGUAAACAGCCUGAUGAGGAAUUCUUGGCCCAGGUUUCAAUGGUAUCAAGGCUGAAACAUGAUAACUUUGUCCAAUUGCUUGGAUAUUGCGUUGAUGGAAACUCCCGUAUUCUUGCUUAUGAGUUUGCAUCUAAUGGGUCUCUUCAUGACAUUUUACAUGGCAGAAAAGGAGUUAAAGGAGCUCAGCCUGGUCCAGUUUUGACAUGGGCACAGAGAGUAAAAAUUGCUGUAGGGGCUGCAAGAGGGCUUGAAUACUUGCAUGAGAAGGCUGAUCCCCAUAUUAUCCACCGGGACAUCAAGUCAAGCAAUGUGCUAAUCUUUGACGAUGAUGUUGCAAAAAUUGCAGAUUUUGAUUUGUCAAAUCAGGCUCCAGACAUGGCUGCUCGUCUUCAUUCCACCCGUGUCCUUGGAACCUUUGGUUACCAUGCACCUGAAUAUGCAAUGACCGGACAGUUGAAUGCUAAAAGUGAUGUAUACAGUUUUGGUGUUGUCCUUCUGGAACUUUUGACUGGAAGAAAACCUGUUGAUCAUACACUACCACGAGGACAGCAGAGUCUGGUUACUUGGGCUACACCAAAACUCAGUGAGGAUAAAGUCAGGCAGUGUGUUGAUACAAGACUAGGAGGAGAAUACCCACCAAAAGCUGUUGCCAAGAUGGCUGCUGUUGCUGCAUUGUGUGUGCAAUAUGAAGCUGAUUUCAGACCUAACAUGAGCAUUGUAGUCAAAGCUCUUCAACCUUUGUUGACUGCCCGAGCGGGACCUGCUGGUGAAACAGCUAAUUAAUAUUUCUUUAUCUCUUUCUAUAUCUGUGAGUAUGUUCACUAGUGUGCAUGCAAAAUAUAAGAGACUGCUUCAGAAGCUGGUAUUAAAUUGGUCGAACAAGGCUUUUUGUCCCAAAGGUUACACUGCAUUCAUUUGUUCAUAAUCCAUGAGGUUGUUUGAGGUUUCCUUGCUUCCUCUAUUCUUUUUAAUAUUAUUUUUCAUUCUAUUUA
Molecule: messenger RNA, 1598 nt
Organism: Medicago truncatula (barrel medic)
Lineage: Eukaryota; Viridiplantae; Streptophyta; Magnoliopsida; Fabales; Fabaceae
Product: pto-interacting protein 1
Exons: 8
Coding region: 304-1389 (361 amino acids)
Biological process (GO): protein phosphorylation
Molecular function (GO): protein kinase activity; ATP binding
Source: RefSeq, a predicted model, not a curated record